CUGGGCUAAACGCAUCGGUGCUUCCCAUCCGAGGCAGCCCUUAAGGGGCGUUUCACGAAUACUGGGGCAGAAGGCAGCUGUGGACCUUAGACCCAGGAUGUAAUUGUCUCGGUCUUUAGCACUUUGUGGUCUUCAGAGCACUGGGGACACACACACACACACAUACACAUGCACGUGUUUGAUUGCCUGCUUAGUGUGUCUGAUUCCGUGACUCCUGUGCCCUAAACAGCUGCAAAAGGGGGUCUGUUCUUUUGGCCCCCACAUCUUGCCCUCUGGGGCCAGGAAGGCCUUCCACCCCUGUGCUUCCCCUGUGCUUCAGGUGGAAAGAAUUUUGAGUCAACUUCCCUGCCGUUCCAUCAUCCCCAGCCUGCAAGAGCAGAGCCUUGGACGGGCGCGGAGUGAGCAGAGGUGUCUUCCCAGGCAGCGGAGGUGCCCUCCACGUCCUGCUAGCUGGGAGGGCCUCCCUCCUCUCCCAGGGAAGAAAAGGCUGAGCCAGCCUGCCCACUGCUUCCCCCCACACACUCCCCGUUUUAUUUGCUCACUCUGGGCUCAAGGUCCUUCCUGUGCCGUCCCUCGGAGGCCUUGGAGAGGAGCCUGGGUGCAGCACGGGCCACAAUGCUCUCCUGGCUGUUGAGUUUCUUCCCGCUGGCCUGGACCUCCAGCCUUGUGGACUCCCUCCUGCAGGGGCUGGUGGGGGCCUGUGCCGUCUGCAUCUUGGGCAGCUUGAUGAGGAUUUACCUCUACAUCCGGUGCCUGAAUGACCCCGACAGGCAGAAGGAGAAGGAGGCUCUCCGGCACCACCAGCCCUUCCUCGACCGGCUCCAUCUCGUGGUGCUGACGGCCAUCUUCACCCUGGUGGGGCACCGGGUGGCCGCCCUGAUCGUCCUGGAGUUCUCCCUCCGGGCGGUGUCCACCAUCCUCUCUCUCAACAAGGGGGCCCUCAGCAGCCAGCUCUACCUGCUCUGCCAAUACUCGCUGGGCUGCGGCGUCUCCUGCAGCCUGGGCUACCUGCAGGAAGGAGCGCCUCGUCGCACCUGGAACCUCCUCCUGGCCGUGGGGCUGGCCCUGCUCCUGACCCACUACGUCUGGCGCCUGGCCUGGCACGUCUCCACCAUGUACGAGCUGCACUGCAAGGAGCGCUACUGCGGAGGCUGCCUCUUCCUCCUCACCACGUGGCACGGGAUCCCCCGGAUGCUCUGCCACGCCCUCCGGGUGACCUUUGGGGUGGCCGACUUGGCAGCCGUGGCUCUGAUCAACCGGGAUUUCCUCUCGACCUCGGAGGCCAUCCGCUUCUGGACGCCGCUGACCAUCUGCUACACGCUUCUGGUCAUCUACAUGCAGGAGGAGCAGCACCAGAACCCCACCCAGUCGAUGGCUUUCCAGACCGUCUUUGUCAGGAUGGGGGGCCUCCUGGUCCUGCUGAUGACGGUGGGCCAGUGGAGGGACAUCGUGAACAUCCUCAUCUCGCUGGCGGGGGAGAUCUGGUGCCUGACCCAGACCAGAUCCAUGCUGGAGGUGUGCAGGGAGCAGGAUGAGCAUCCCCCUCUCGUGGCAUCUGCAUCUGGUCCACCUCGCGGUCAGCGCCAAGAGCCCUCAAGAUCUCUGGCGGCGGCAGCAGCAGCGACAGAGGUCACGUCCUGAAAAAAAAGAGAAGCCUCACAACAAGGGCCCAGCCUAGAGACUGUAGGCCACAAGCCCAGCUCCUUCUGGGCGGUCCAGCUUUGGGGCCAAAGGGUUGGUGGGUUCCCUCUCGGUGCCGUGGCAGCGCUACCCCCUUCAGCAAUUCCCUCUCCGGUCUGCCUUUCCGGGAUGGCAGAGAGGCCAAAGCGGGCUGGGUUAGGUUGGCUUUGGUUGAUCAGUGGCAAGGGGAGUUAAUUCGGGCCAAGGGGAGGUGCCGGAGACCUGGGGGACGAAUGGAGGAAUCGCUCCCAUUCUGGGUGCCAGGGUUCCCGGCUAAAGGGAGCUGAGCCUGGGCUGACCCAGGAGAGUCUGUGGGUCAGAUGGGCCCCCUGUCCCCCCCCCGCCCCGUGGCGAAGGCUGCCACCUGCUUUGUGCAUCGCGGGCUUGAUUCCAGCACCGUAUUCCCCCCACCCUCCACCCACAGGAAGUGGCAGGUGGGUCUUCAUCCCUUGCCCGUUUCACUCUCUGUUCUCCCGGCUAAGGCUUUAAGGCAGUGGUUCUCAACCUGUGGGUCGGGACCCCAUUUGGGGUCGAACGACCAUUUCACGGGGGUCACCAAACAAGGCUGUCCACCAUUUUUUCCCCCUUUUCUUUGGCCGCGCCCCUGGGACCCGGUGAUGUAUAAAUGGUUGGGGGUCACCACAACAUGAGGAACUGUAUUAUGGGGUCACCGCAUUAGAAAGGUUGAGAACCACUGUUUUAAAGUUCCCCCCCCGUGGGGGGAAAGUGAUGAAGGCGGUUUUAUUUCAGACAGUGGUGAGCAAGGCUUUGCUCAAACUGAAAUGCGAAGGCCGGUUAAUUUUCUCUGGUCUCGUUAGACAGGAAAAGAAUCUCUGCCUUUUAGCGGCCUUGUGUUCCAGCAGGAUGCAGCGGCGGUUGAGCCUGCAAAUGUAGGAAGUAAAAUAAAAAGGACGGCGAGAGAAAUCGGA
Molecule: messenger RNA, 2609 nt
Organism: Crotalus tigris (Tiger rattlesnake)
Lineage: Eukaryota; Metazoa; Chordata; Lepidosauria; Squamata; Viperidae
Gene: TMEM82
Product: transmembrane protein 82
Exons: 6
Coding region: 616-1641 (341 amino acids)
Source: RefSeq, a predicted model, not a curated record